AAUGUAACGCUUUUACAUCUUGAGAAAGAGGUUCCAUAUUAUGAGGACAUAUUUUUAACAUUUUGAAGAUUAGCUACGGGAUUGGACGUACCGCCGCAACAGCCUAAUCAUUUUGAGUUCUAGAAUCUUCCUCAUCAACGUCAUAGACACACUGGUUUGCACCAACCGCUCUUUCGCGUUUCCAAACCGAUGGCACAUUCAUUUCAAUUACAAUUAAUUGGCCUAUUCCUGCCCUCUUUCCCAGCACCCCACAAAACACAAGACCAAUAAAUACGAAACCUUUUGUUCAGCUCGUUUUAUACCACGUCCGCACCUUGACGUUACAUUGUCGUACUUUGUUGUUACAAUUUUCCCUCACGCUUUCACGAUGUUUCCAUUUCAAAGGACGGUAAUCCUACUGUUCUCACUAGCCUGUCUGAUCAUCUCCACAUCCAGCCGCAACACCCACAAAGUGAUACCGAUCGUGACCAGCGUCGAGUUACGGGAUAACUUGAAGUAUCUCAACUCUUCCGCCACCAUCCACAACGCAUCGACGGAAAGUAAGGUCGAUCUCGCCAUUACGGUCACACGACCACUUCCAGAUCCUUGGGUAGGUGAACUCUACUCGCUACUCCAAUGCACAGUGGGUGUUAGAUUAUUCAACCGCUUUCUUUCAUUCCACCAGAUGAACUUCGUCGUGUGGAUCGACCUAGCUGCUGGAACGUUGCAGACUCCGCUGCAAAACAUAACGUUCGAUUUUUGCGAGUUUCUCAAGAACCCGGGACUGCAUCGGAUCGGUCAAAUACUGCACCGCGAGGUGAAGCGGAAUGGAAACAUACCCAACUGCCCGAUCGGUCCGGGGCUGUACAAGUUCUGUGGCAUAUCGACGGCAGCGAUGCGGCUGCCACCAUUUAUACCGGUAGCUAGCUACAUCAUGCACGUAUUUGUGGGUGUAGGAAAUGAAAUAGUGUACGAUUCCCGCUGGCACGGAUCGUUGAAGCGUGUCAAGUGUACCUCCAGCAUGCGCUGUUAACCA
Anopheles coluzzii is the source of this 1015-nucleotide messenger RNA. RefSeq lists its product as uncharacterized. The record is from RefSeq and is a predicted model, not a curated record. The coding region runs from base 368 to 1012 and encodes 214 amino acids. NCBI's taxonomy places the organism in Eukaryota, Metazoa, Arthropoda, Insecta, Diptera, Culicidae. The transcript has a single exon.